Pelmatolapia mariae (spotted tilapia) is the source of this 1782-nucleotide messenger RNA. RefSeq lists its product as uncharacterized. The coding region runs from base 1 to 1782 and encodes 593 amino acids. NCBI's taxonomy places the organism in Eukaryota, Metazoa, Chordata, Actinopteri, Cichliformes, Cichlidae. The record is from RefSeq and is a predicted model, not a curated record. The transcript has 3 exons.
AUGACACGACCCGCUUUUGACCCAGCGGACUCGGACCUUUUUGAGCGGCAGGAGGCAGCGCUCUCCAUUUGGACGGAGAAGCUCAAGGGGAAACAGCGGCUCUUCGCGGAGCAAGAGCACCUCUUCGAGGGAACUCGCCUGGCUCUGGGCGGGCCUCGGAGACGCCGCGUUCCCCCACCUGCUGCCUCACCUGCAGCCUGCUCCACUCCAGUCAGUAGUACAGCCUGCUCCACUCCAGUCAGUAGUACAGCCUGCUCCACUCCAUCUAUUGUCCAGUCCUCUCCUGUCCAGUCUGUUGUCCAGUCCUCUCCUGUAGUUCAGCCUCCCUCUGUCCUCCAGUCUCCCGUAGUUCAGUCUCCUUCUGUCCUCCAGUCCCCCGUUCUCCAGUCGCCUCCUGUCCUCCAGUCCCCCGUUCUCCAGUCGCCUCCUGUCCAGUCAGUCCAGUCGCCCCCCGUAGCUCAGUGCCCUGCUCCCCAGUUGCCUCCUGUCACCCAGUCACCUGUCCUCCAGCCUGUCCAGUCAGUUCAGUCUGUCGUCCAGCAUCCUGUUAUUCAGUCAUCCGUUCUCUCACCGUCUGUAGUCCACUCUCCUGUUCAGUUCCCAGACCUGCAGCCACAGCAUCCAGAGCCAGCUGUGAGCUCUCCCGCACCUCAGCCAGGUGUUUCCGCACCCGCUGGCCCGGCCGCACCUCAGCCAGGGGUUUCCGCACCCGCUGGCCCGGCCGCACCUCAGCCAGGGCCAGAGGCUUCCGCGCCUCCUGGCCCUGCCUGUCUCCAGCCAGAGGCUUCCGCGCCUCCUGGCCCUGCCUGUCUCCAGCCAGAGGCUUCCGCGCCUCCUGGCCCUGCCUGUCUCCAGCCAGAGGCUUCCGCGCCUGCUGACUCUGCAGGUGUUGCUUUGCCGUCUGCUGCUACGUCGCCUGGUCCGGCCUCGGCCUCUGCUGCUGCUACGUCGCCUGGUCCGGCCUCGGCCUCUGCUGCUGCUACGUCGCCUGGUCCGGCCUCCGCUGCUGCUACGUCGCCUGGUCCGGCCUCCACUUCAGCUUCUGCGUCGCCUGGUCCGGCCUCCGCUUCAGCUUCUGAUUCGCCUUCUGCCUGGGCUUCUGAUUCGCCUUCUGCCUGGGCUCCUGAUUCGCCUUCUGCCUGGGCUCCUGAUUCGCCUUCUGCCUGGGCUCCUGAUUCGCCUUCUGCCUGGGCUCCUGAUUCGCCUUCUGCCUCGCCUGGGCUCCUGAUUCGCCUUCUGCCUGGGCUCCUGAUUCGCCUUCUGCCUGGGCUCCUGAUUCGCCUUCUGCCUCGCCUGGCCCGGCCUCGGCCUCGCCUUCUGCCUCGCCUUCUGCCUCGCCUUCUGCCUCGCCUGGCCCGGCCUCGGCCUCGGCUUCAUCCUCUCCUUCGCCUGGCCGCCGCCGUCAUCGCCAGCGUGGUCGCCCACCGGACCUCCUCAGCGGCCGCCGUCUUCCUCGCGGCCGCCCACCGGACCUCCUCAGCGGCCGCCGCCGUCUUCCUCGCGGCCGCCCACCGGACCGACUUCAGCGUCGCCGCCUUCCUCGCGGCCGCCCACCUGAACUGUCCGGGCUCAGCCACUGGCCGCGUGGCCGCCCACCUGAACUGUCCGGGCUCAGCCACUGGCCGCGUGGCCGCCCACCUGAACUGUCCGGGCUCAGCCACUGGCCGUGUGGGCGACCACCUGAGCUGUUUUUGUUUCGGCCUCCAUCCCUCCGUCCUGGGCCCCCUCCGCCCUCCCUGUUCUGGUUUUUCGUUCUUUUGGCCGUCGGGUGCCGGCCUUUGA